Molecule: messenger RNA, 670 nt
Organism: Saccostrea echinata
Lineage: Eukaryota; Metazoa; Mollusca; Bivalvia; Ostreida; Ostreidae
Exons: 3
Coding region: 29-670 (213 amino acids)
Source: RefSeq, a predicted model, not a curated record
GAAACUCGUCAGCAAACCUAGUUUCGAGAUGUUCACCAUCUUUAAUUCACAUCUUGUCGGAGUGAAAAACAAGAAAGUAAAAUUGUUACUAAAUAAACCCAUUUAUAUUGGUAUGACAAUAUUAGACCUCUCCAAAUUAUUCAUGUAUCAGUUCCAUUACGGAUUCAUUAAGAAACAAUACCGAGAGAAUGCCAAAUUGCUGAUGACUGAUACCGAUUCACUGUUUUACAGGUUCGAAGUCGAUGAUCUGUACAAAGAAAUAAACCAACACAUUGACGCUUUCGAUACUUCAAGAGAGCACUUCUUAUUCAAUGAGAAAAACAAAAAGGUGGUUGGAAAAAUGAAAAAUGAAACUGGGGGAGUUCCUAUCAUAGGAUUUGUGGGUUUAAGACCAAAGAUGUAUUCAUUUACUAUCAACGAUGGUAAAGAAAGCGAAGUGAAAAAGGCCAAAGGGAUCUCUAAAUCCGUGGUCUCCAGAAACCUUGUUUAUCAGAAUUAUGUGGACUGUCUAUACAAGCGCGAACUGGAAAGACAUACUAUGAACUCUAUACGAAGUGAAAACCAUGACUUGUAUCUAAAAGCCAUCAAUAAAAUUUCUUUGUCUCCAUUUGAUGAUAAACGAUACUGGUUGGCACCAUAUGGUGUUGAAGGUUACUCCUAUGGACAUUAA